AUGGCCGGACUCUGGCAGAAGCAGAAGCAGCUGGAAAACUCCCUGCCCCCUGGGGGCAGGAGGCAGCCAGAGGGGGCAGAGAGGACUGGGGCAGGAGCAGGAGCCAGAGAAGAGCCUGUGGUGUUUUGGGGUCGAGGCCACCGGCCCCCGCUGCCCCCAGGGGUCCCCAUCCAGUCCUGCCCCCACCCCCUCUGCAGCUCCCCCCGGGGCCUGAGCAAGGCCUACAACGCAGCACGGGACCCUGGCCCAGGGCGUGGGGACCUCACAGAGACAACCCGGACCCAGUUUUUCCGAUCGCUCAGAGUUGGCCAGCAGAGGCUCGGGCUUCCCUUUGGUCAGCAGAACCCGCCGGAGACCCUGCACUUCGUGCCGUCCUCCUGUAGCCCCCCGGCCGGACCAGAGGCCCCGCAGAGAACGAGCACGGCUUUGGUGGCCCAGGAGCUGGUGGAUGACCAGGCGGGGAAAGGCUUCGAGGCUGGCAUCGGUUUGCAGAGGGACCAGGAUGACAUUCUUCCAUGUGAAGGUGUGCAGCAAGGAGAGGAGGGUCUGUCACCUGAAGAGAUAACAUUUUUGGAAGAGUUCCCCAUCGUGAAGGAGGAGCUAGAAGCAGGCAUCAGAAAGCUCCACGCCCUUGCAGACCACAUCGACACAACCCACAGAACACUCACCAAAACCAACAUGGCGGCCAACUCCAUGGCGGUGGUCUCAGGAGCCAUGAGCAUCCUGGCUCUAGUCCUUGCUCCAGCAACAGCAGGAGGAAGUCUGAUGUUCUCUGCUGCUGGUAAAGGUCUGGGGACAGCAGCUGGGGUCACCAGCGUCUUGAUCAACAUUUUGGGACACUUUCGAAAUCAAGAAGCCCGAGCUCAGGCCAGCAGCCUAGUGCCCACCCGUGGCCACGAGGUCGGGGAGCCCGGGGGGCAGAAGGCGUCUUACCUCAUGGCUGUUGGAAAGAUGGCUUAUGAUUAUGGAAGUGCCAUCAAGGAUAUUAAGAAGGACAUCCGCGCCCUUCAGAUAGCUAGAGCCCACCCACGUCUGGCCACUGCUGCUAAGCGUCUCCUGACCACUGGCCGAGUCUCGGCCCGAAGGAGCAGGCAGGUGCAAAGGGCCUUUAAAGGCACGACGCUGCUGAUGACGACAAACAUUCGCUUGCUGGGGAGUGCAAUGGCGGGCUUAUCCCUCGGCCAGGACUUGACCGCCCUCCUGAAGGACUGGAAGCGACUGAAGGAAGGAGCAAGGGCGAAGUCUGCGGAAGAGCUGAGGGCCCAGACCUGGGAGCUGGAAAGGACGCUGACAGAACUCACCCAGCUCUAUGAGAGCCUGAAGCGGAGGGGCAACCCCACCCCACCACUGGCCUCGCUCUUCCGGCUUGAGUGGGGUUCUCAUGGGUGCCCCAUGCCUGACUCCACCACGGCCAGUCAGGAAUUCUGA
Messenger RNA from Puma concolor (puma), 1428 nucleotides. The record is from RefSeq and is a predicted model, not a curated record. NCBI's taxonomy places the organism in Eukaryota, Metazoa, Chordata, Mammalia, Carnivora, Felidae.